AACAACUCUGGAGAUCUACUAAGUAUCAUCAAACAAGAGGAAGUGUUAUCCCAGUAUGAUUACGUGCUAGAGCUAUUGCUAUUCACUGUGCAUGAUCAAGUAAUAGUAGGAAGAUGUAAGGCUUCGCAUUACACUUACAAGGAUGGACGUCCUGGUCUCUUAGAGAUUUCGGGAAAAUGACGGUUUCGUCUGUGGCUUCUAGUACACGCGCACGCCGAAGCCCACCUACAGUGGUGGCGCUGCUAAGAUUUAUGAUGAGGUAAUGUUAUUUCCACUGAGUUGUUUAAAAUCACCUGACAUUGAUGAUGUAAUGCUAUUUCCACCUGUUAUUUCCAGUUAUCUAAAAUCCCUCAGUGGUGCUCACUCGGUAUGUAAGUUUUUAAGUGGGUUUUUUUUUGAGUAGUUGAAUGGGAGGCAGCAUGUAGUCCAAUGGAAAAAAAAAAUGUGGACCGAGGUCCGGGGCAAGAGACGGGGAUACCCACUUGAACUCGAACUGAGUUAAUACAGCUAUGAGUUAGCCGCACCAAAGAACAACUGCAGCUCUGUUUUUCUUUCUCUACAAGAAAAGAUCAUGGGUUUUGGAAGUACAAUGAUUCAUUUAUAUUUCUCUAGUACUAACUUUCAUAUCCUGGCACGUAGUAAAAUUUGAGGAAGGUAGGUUCCGUUGCGCAUCGUCUCCCCUCAAUUUCUUGUCCUCGCUGCUAGGUUUUAAACUUACAAGUCAUCUGGUUUCCUCUAAUGCCGUAACUGCUGCCGCAUUUUCUUGGCUCAUCUUCAAUAGUCACCAGACUGCGAGCGGAACUACAUCGUCAGCACCCUCAGCGCUCUCCAGUGUGGUAACACUGUUGAAGGAGCUUCGGAAACGUGUAGACACCGAAGAAGGGGACAGUGCAAAAGCAUGGGCAGCAGAAGAUUAAGAUGCACUAUAGUAGUUAAUGUUCAAGAACGACGAGGAGCGGUUGUAGUCGCUCCGGAGGACAGCUGUUGCACCACUAGCCAGUCGCUACUAGACCUACACGUAGACUUCUGGUAGAGCUAGAGAGUGUCCUCUCUUGUUCGUCGUCCCUACCAGCCAGUAUUACUGGCUUCAUCUCUGAGAGCCAUUUUGUACUAGUUCAUGAUCUAGACGUGGCAAUGUUGAACGAGACACCUACUUACUUCUAGUUUUGCUGCGUUCCCACCUUCUAGACAAGACGCUAUCUAGACAUGGCAAUGCUGCAGCAUCUCUAAGAACCAGAGCUGCUUCAUGGGAGACAGGAGGAGGCGAAGCGGGCUGUGGACGUCUCAGGCGCUGACCUAGUAGAAACCACAUCCCUGCUUGCCAAUUACGAUAUUGUAGAAGUUGUAAGUAGGUAGAAGUUUCAAAAAUAUUAGAAGUUGAUGUAGAAGUGGUGCUAUUUUUGAAGAUUCCUUGAGUUCGGUAGAAGUGCUACUGCAACCUAACCUAACCUAACCUGGCCAAAACCAAAAGUAAACCUAACCUAACCUAACCUAACCUGGGCAAAAGUGGCGCUGAUUCCUCGUUAUAGUCAACGGCGCGACUUAGUCUAGUCAAAGCUCUGUUAGAUGAAAUGGCAAUUCCUAGUAGAAGAGGGGGUGCUAGAAAUUAUUUCUCGUUGUAGGCUUCUUGUAUCGUAGAACUGGAAGUGUUACAACUUCUCUGUUGUGGACUUCUAUUGCAUUGUCGUGGAAGAGGAAGUUUUUAUCGCAAUGGAAUUACGUGAUCUUCGUACAUGUUGAUGUUGUAGGAAACUUCUAAAUGGUCGUAAUAUUCUUAGAAGUCGCCUCUCUCUCGAUUAAACAAUAGAUGGAUCCGUUCGUCUAAGUAAAGCGCAAAGAGGAAGUCGCAGUCGCAACAAAGGAGCUAGGUACGACCGCCAGCGCCUUGGGAGCGGGCGAGGCGAACCAAAACGCUGAACAGAAGAAAUGCCUGGCGCAAUCUCAGAAAUUCCGCAAGGCCUUCCAGCGCAUCGAGAAGUCACUGGCGUCGGUCGACGCAGCAAGACAAAAACUCCUGUCAAAGCUUGAGGUAUGGAGGAAGUUUUGUUUUCAGUGCUAGCAAGCUUACAUCUGCAAAGAAACGCUCAUCCACUUUUAUUGAUAUUAAUAUUUAUUUUGUCGAGAUGAGAACAAGUUCGUUGAAGUUGUACAGUUGGAGUACGCUACAAAAGAUCGACGUAUAACAAGAAGUUCAACGAGAAAACGUAGGAGAAGAUAUGAGGAGUCUCGUCUAACUCAAAUGCGCGAGAGUACAGCGGAAGCAGCGGAGGGUCUUCGACGUGAGGCAGACGCGAUCUUGCUGGAACGGCAGCAUCGAGCUCUCUUAGCGCGGAAACAGGAAAUCACACGCCAGGCGAAUGCUGCUGCUAGCAGUAGGAGAGAGCAGGAGGCCAAUAUCCGUGAAGCCGAACUAAAAGCAUGGGCUCUUGACGACAGAGCUGACGAAGUGGAGAAGACUAGAACGGGAUCUUUUUAGGUGAAAAAUCUCAAGCAUAGUAGAACUAGUUCUGGAAUAAAGUAGAUAAGUGCUAGCUGAAGACUCUUUGCUGGUCUCUCCGUUGAUCACCGUCUAGUACUCUCAUGACUAUUGGAGUCUUGUUUUUGGGGUCUUAGCUUCUUGCUGGCGCAUCAAUUAUGCAAUGACUUCACGAAUUCUUGAAUUUGUGUCCUCGUUAAAGACAACAAAUCCUCAUACAUUGGUCUGCAGUUGUUGUCCCAAUCCAUCCAUCUUCAUGACAACGCUGCUCCGGUCCAGAAACAAAAUGUAGCGGCCACUUCGUUCCUGCAACAAAUGAUAUGAACACUUGGGCUACUUCGUAAUUGAAAUUUCAUGCACAGUCACAUUCAUUUCAUGUAAUUCCCUUGCUUCGUUCCCAUUCCUUUUCAUGACAAUCCGCCACGGCAUCAGCUGCCAUCAAGGAGUAGUUUAUAGAACGGAUGUAGGAUGGACUUGGAUGGAUCGGAUGAACCCCCCUGAUUCUUCCGCUCUGUUACUUGAAAUGGUGGAAAGUCCAUCCGUUCCAUCCGAUCCAUCCCAUCCCGGAUCUGGCACCCCUAUAAACUGCUCUACGGGGUAUAAAUAUAAUUCCCCUGCUUCGUUCCCAUUCCUUUUGUUUUUCAUAAUAAUCCGCCACGGCGUCAGCUGCCAUCAAGGAGUAGUUUAUAGAACGGAUGUAGGAUGGACUUGGAUGGAUCGGAUGAGCCCCCCUGAUUCUUCCGUUCUGUUACUUGAAAUGGUGGAAAGUCCAUCCGUUCCAUCCGAUCCAUCCCAUCCCGGAUCUGGCACCCCUAUAAACUGCUCUACGGGGUAUAAAUAUAAUUCCCCUGCUUCGUUCCCAUUCCUUUCGUUUUUCAUAAUAAUCCGCCACGGCGUCAGCUGCCAUCAAGGUGUACCAAGCUCCUGAGAAAGACGUGCCAACCACAGCGGAUCGCGUGCUCAAAUUAUUGGGGGAUAUGGAAGAAAAGCUUCAAGUUAAAACGGGUUUCCAAAUUACAUCCUCCACUACCAUCCAUGGCCUCUUUUCUAGUAGGAAAAAGGCAAAGGAUGUUCUGGGGGGUGUAAUUCUGCAGCCUCUAAUCAAGAGGAGAAAAAACAAAGACUGGAGGAAGAAAAUGAGCGGUCUCAUGCAUGUGACGCUUCAGUGUCUCUCUUGCGCAACCGCAAUGAGCUACUUUAUGAGAAGCGCGCACUUAAAUAAUGUUGUUGUGGCUCGUACUAGCGGCAAGUGAACCACUUUUGGAGAGUGUGAUGAUGGAUCAUAAAAAUAGCAAUAAAGUUCUCACUUCUACUCCAAACCCAACGACAAUUCUAAGUAUUUUCUUGCUUGUCGUCGUUCUUGUUCUUGCUUGACUUCUACAUCUCACACCCAACUACUCGUCCUUUUUUCUUCAUACCCACCGGAAGCGCAAGAGCGAUCUCGAGCAGCAGCGCGCUGAGAAAUCUGGCGCAGUUGGCGUCUUAGAAACGGAGAAGGAGGAAAAAGCUGCCAUUCUAGCCCAGUCAAAGGAGGCAGUGCGUAAACUGAAGGCUGAAAUUCGUGCACGCACAGCAGAGUAUGAGAAAACGCAGAAGACUCGUGGAGAUGAAGCGGAGGUUCUGGCCAGCGCCCUCGGACUUUUGGAGACUGAGGUUAAGGACCAUGUACUUAGAUUAUUUUCCAAUUUGCUUUCGCAUCUACUAUAGUGUCUACUUAACUAGUUUGCGAGUUAUCUUGAUAAGUAAGUAGUCAUCUUCAUCAAGUAGGACGGAAAGCUUAAGCUUUAAUAGCGCUAUCAUUUCCACUGCAAUUAUAAGAUCUCUCCUCCGAUUUGAAAUGGAAGGCUCCCGUAUAACUCUGCUAAGAUUUAGACCUACAGCUAAUGAUGAUCGCGAUCUACUUACAGAGGCGAAAGAACAGGUUGAGGCAACCAGGACCGAGGAUAGUGCAGACUCCAACGCCAGCGACAGCUCUGAAGAGACUACAGAAUCACAAGGCGAGAGUCUCAAGUCACUACAAGACUCCGACUCUACUAUUAAGGCUCAACUUUCAACGGUCACCAUUGAGAUUGGGGUCACUGAGAUCGAAGAGGCGACCCCUUCUUGAGAGAAUCAACAGGGGAAAUAAACGAAGGGAAAGGGGAGAGCUUUGAAGCGGGUCUCUUCCGUUCAGAGUGGUCAGUGACCAAUGAGUGCCGAGCUUUAAUACUAGUAGAAGUCCCAAGUCACUGCAAGACUCCGAAGAUGCGAACGAGUCUUCUGGUGCUUCAAGAACUGAAGGCGAAGAGCAAUCUGAGCAGGACGCUGAAAAAGACGACGUGGAAGACACUGCGACAGAGCAAGGUGAGUCGAUGACGUCGACUUCAGGUGCAGAAGAAGAAGUAAACAAGGAUGCUAAACAGGAUGAACGAAAGGCGAGGAGGAAGCUCAAAGUUGUAGAGCAAAAUAGACGAGGAGGUGAGAAGAAGAACAGAACAUCAUCCUCGAAAAGUGCCUCAUCCUCGUCUGACAGCAAAAGAACUAGGAAGACUGACAUUAAGGAUCGUGUGGGAAAUCCAUCAUAUCUAAUCAUCUGAGAGAGAGAAGAAAGCAAGAAGUAUUACUUAUAGUAUUUAACAGUUGUUCCCCUUGAUGUAUGAGUAUUGACUACUAAUGACGAAAAGCCAUUGCAUUCGCUUCUACCUGAGAGGGAAGAAAACAAGAAGAAUAAGAGAUCCAGAUGAUUCGUGGGAUGGAUUUCCUACGCCACUAAUGGGAGGCGGAGGCGAGAGCGGAGAGGUGGAAAGAAACUAAGACUGCUCGCAUCGCGGUGGUCGAGCACCUCUUCAUUCGAAGACGGAGGAUCACCCGACGCUGCUGCGUCAAGCCUUGUCGAUGGUCUUUUUUCUUCCUCGGUUUUUCUACAACAACAGUUAAGGCUUGAUGUUUUUACCCAAGUAAUGAAAAUGAUCCAUCUUGACAACGAACCGUUCUUUCAAGAUGAAUUAAGUUUAAGCUGUCCAUCUUGACAACGAACCGUUCUUUCAAGAUGAAUUAAGUUUAAGCUGUCCAUCUUGACAACGAACCGUUCUUUCUAGAUGAAUUAAGUUUAAGCUGUUGAAUAGCUCCGCUUCCUCUAAAACAGCAGUCACGCAACAAUAAGGAAGUCCUGCUUCGAGCCGCAGCGUUUCUGCGGGAACAGACGGCGGGCAAACGCAACGCAGUAGCCUUUCUGGCUGAAGAAUUGCAGAGUAACGCAGAAAAGGGCGAUGGUGCUUUUGUUAUGGUUCUAGGGGUUGUUUUUCAUUUUGUGCUUACUAAAUGUAUUUAGAUUGAUUUAGAAGUAAAACUAAAAGUAGAAACAAAUAUAGGAGCCACAAUGCCUCCAAGAAUGAUGACAAUAAGGGCCUCCAUCAUCUCCUGUGUGUACAUGUUGAUGAUGUCCGUCUCCCUGUGUUUUCGACGCUUUCAAGAACUCCUCUAACGGCGACAGAAUCAAGGCGAUGCUGUCCGAUACCAUUCACCGACUGAGCAAGGAAGCUGCGGCAGCUGCAAACAAGGAGCAGUGGUGUGUGCGCGAAAUCGGCAAUAAUAAGGCAGACUUGCAAGACAUAGAGGAACGAGAGAAGGACUCGAAAGCCAGAGCUGAGGAAAUGCAAAGUACUAAGUACUACUUGGAUAUAUUCAAGAAAAUGAGAUCGAAGCUGUUCCUUUUACUUGUUCGGUUUGUGUUCUACACCGCCUCGAACAAACAGUUGUUCUAUCCAAGUUGAGUAGAGGAUUGUGUGUCUUCCUGCUAGUCUUACUAUUGCUUCGUAUGGUGCAGCCGCUGUGUAGCCUUGUCCACAUGCACUGUAUCCGAAACCUAACCUAACCUAACCCUCCCUGCCCGUCGUGGGUCUGCUCCUCCUCGGUUUCUACUGUUUACUACCUCCGACCAUUCCUCCCCCUCUUUCCUCUCUCCUCUGCGUUACUUGUUACGUUGACUAAUGUGUAACAGGUCGUCUCGCUCAACUAGUAGCGCGUAGCAAGGAAUCGAAUAAAGACAAGCGGACCCGACAAACGCUCUGGCAGCAGCAGAGCAAACAGAGGAUGUUAAGGCAAGUGAACAGCUACUUGUACUUACGUACUUUUUUUUACUCGUCGAAUAAACAGUUGAACUCCGUGUUGACCGUCACAUCACAAGAUUCAUCUGAGACAACGGAGCAUUACUGCGUAUUCGUCUCUUUGGCAUACUACUGCAAGCUCAAAUCUCAAUCCCUACGAUACAACUCCUGGUGCUUCAUGUAGUUCUUGCUUCGUGAUACCUAGGCCUGAGGUAGUUUGAGUCGCGAAACAGCUGCCUAGCAAGAAAGUUACCUGUUGAUCCUGAUGAUGAAUUUCAGUAAAAACAUGAUGAAAAACUGAAUUUCAGUAAAUAAAUGAAUAUUAUGUCAUCUAAAAACUGACGACAAAAAGAGAAACUUGGAGGAAGCCGAAGAAAUGAAACGCGCAGGCGAGAAGAUCGCGCGAGCUCGAAUACUCCUACAGGGGUUCUACGGUGGUCAGGAAACUUCUUAUGUGUUUUUACCUUGAGCCAGAUAGAUAGGAGGAUACUUGAUGAUAGUUCGCUUUUCUAUCUUCCUCUGGUCUUUCUUUUUUCUAGUUAGGCCUGCUCCACCAUCAUGAUGAAAUUAAAAUUAUAUCUAUCCAAGACUCUUAUUUCUUCUUCUUCUUCGUACGCAAAAGCAAGGGGCGUCAGUCUGCUAUGUUUUGUUGUAGUUUAGCAGUUCUUUUUGUUGUAGCUUGGUGUGAAUGGUUCCGAUAUUUGGUAACCUGGCUGAUUCUGAUCAUACGGGAAAACAAGAAGAGAAUCCUUGUGAUCGAAUUCAGGCUACCAGAUACCGGAACCAAUGAUGGCGUCACCUUGUUUCCAAUUCCUGAGUCUAGCUGACGUCACCUUUUCAUAUCGACGGGAAAACCAGCGAGCUGUUCGCCCUGCUCGAGCGUUUGGAAGCAGACUACGCGGCCAGCCUGAUUGAAGCGACUGGGCGUGAAGUGAGUGCUUCAGCAGCGUUCGGUGAGGAUCGAUCAAAGUUUCAGACCGAGCAAGCAGCACUGGAUGUUAGAUUUACGGCGAUGAGGACAAGAAGGCUUUAGUGACUGAGGACAAGAAGGCUUUAGUGACUGAGGACAAGAAGGCUUUAGUGACUGAGGACAAAGAGGAUUCAUUGAGUCACUCACUCUCACGGUGACGUAGACUUGAUGGCACCUGUACCUUUUUGUCGUACUAGAUUAUCGCUAUUGUUGUUGUUGUUGUAGUGAACAUCAAUGAGUCAGUGUCAACUUAGUUUUUCUCAUCCUUUCUCUCUUGUUGUUCAUUGCUAUAUUAGUUGUAGUUUGAUGUUAUGGAGUUGGAGUACUCCAUAUUCUUCUAAUCAAGUGCAGCACUUGGAGGCAACGCGGGCUAAUGUCAAACAAGAGGCGUCGGAGAAGACCCGCGAUCUCGCCAUGCUGAAUUAUGAUGGUCAGUUCCUCUUAGUUGUACUUGUACACUUUGUUUCUUGUUUCGAAGCGUUGCGUGCAGCGCGUGGACCAACUACAAGGAACUCGAACCCUUUUUUAGUCCUUUUUAAUUACUUAUCUUCAACCCGUCUUUCAUUGUUUCAACAUCAGAGAAAUCGAGCGAAUUCAUUGGACAAGUAUCUAUUUUUGAGGGGGCCAAAUAACCUAAGCUUUACACACCAUUUAUCAUCUCCAAUCCACGAUGGGUUGUACCAUUAACAGUUUGCGAAGAUAAUAUUCAUAAACAAGGAUAGGCAUAGGCUCCUUUUUCUAACCAAGAGACGAAAAGGAUGGAGCUUUACAGCAGAGGGAGGAACUGGCAAAGCAAUGCGAACUAGUUCUCGGCAUCGACAAGAAAACCAAGGAGAAGCGGGAAAAGGAGAAACGAGAUCAGAAGACACGAGAUAUCGAAAACUUGAAGCUCGUGGUCGAAAUGCUUGGGUCGUGAACCAAUAUUUUGUGGUUCCAAUAAAUUUAUAGUUCAAUAUCAUGCAUACACCUUACAGAAGAAGUUGAUAUACUCAUGAUCAGUCCACAAACACAAUGGUUCUGGGGGUAACAAGUACAUUUCUUGGAUCUCCAUCUUUUUGCUUAUUUUUUCCUUCGACAGGUUGGUUCUUCAACUGAAGACAAGUGUGAGUGAAUAUUUUUGUCCUCAGGCGACGGGCCCUCUGGCCGCGACUAUAUACACAUGCGACUAAAAAAUGCGCCUCGACAAAAAAGUUUAGAUGUAUGCAGAAUCCUGCGACCUGAGCUCUAGUACAACAAUAUAAUUCAUCGUCCCGAAGACAUCAAAAGAACCUACAAGGAGCUUGCUCUUUCCAAUCCGUGGUGAACUUGAAUUCCUACUAAACGUUGUGUCUCCCUAGUAUGUUGAUUCCUCUUGCGUAGC
Messenger RNA from Amoebophrya sp. A25, 8891 nucleotides. NCBI's taxonomy places the organism in Eukaryota, Dinophyceae, Syndiniales, Amoebophryaceae. The record is from the annotation of a GenBank genome assembly.